AUGUACAAAUCUAUUGCUUGCAUUGCUCUCUUCUGCUUGGCUACUGUCAGCGCUGGUCUCUAUGAAACCCAUCAUCAUGUUGUCCAGGAACCUGUCUUAGCUAAAGUUGGCUCUGUCGUCCAUUCAGCUCCCUCGGCUGUGUCACAUCAAAGUAUUACCCGCUAUCACAACAAGGCUGUUGUUAGUCCUGUCUUAACUCCCGUGGUCAAGACUACUGUUCAUGCCGCUCCAGACGUAUCUGUGAUCAAGAGUGCUCCAGUUGUUCACACUUAUGCCGCUGCUCCUGUUGUACACUCUGUCCAUGCUGCUCCAGUUGUUCAUACAGCUCCUGUUGUGCACAAAACUUUUGUACCCGCUGCCUACAGUUUCCAUCAUUAA
Messenger RNA from Calliphora vicina (urban bluebottle blowfly), 378 nucleotides. Its product is annotated as pupal cuticle protein C1B-like. NCBI's taxonomy places the organism in Eukaryota, Metazoa, Arthropoda, Insecta, Diptera, Calliphoridae. The transcript has 2 exons. The coding region runs from base 1 to 378 and encodes 125 amino acids. The record is from RefSeq and is a predicted model, not a curated record.